Messenger RNA from Cervus elaphus (red deer), 3476 nucleotides. Its product is annotated as zinc finger protein OZF-like. Lineage: Eukaryota; Metazoa; Chordata; Mammalia; Artiodactyla; Cervidae. Bases 611 to 2026 code for a protein of 471 amino acids. Gene Ontology annotation, molecular function: DNA-binding transcription repressor activity, RNA polymerase II-specific; RNA polymerase II cis-regulatory region sequence-specific DNA binding. The transcript has 3 exons. Gene Ontology annotation, biological process: negative regulation of transcription by RNA polymerase II. The record is from RefSeq and is a predicted model, not a curated record.
GAUCCUCAAGCCCCCAUGAGGGUCACCUGCUCAGGGCACCGCGGUUCUGGCCCCUGAGUGCAGAACUUCAGGCGUGCGUGUGUGGCGGUCCCCUUUCUGACACGCUGUGUGAUAAGUUUGGAGUGUUAAAGGCCGUGGGCGCGGCACGUGCCGAUCCUGAUGGGCGCACACGAACCGGAGCAUUAGGGAAACAUGGGGUUGGCGUCCUCUCUGCAGGGACAGGACAUUAAGGAGGAGUCAACCGUCUGGGUCAGCUGGGCCGACAGUCCGCAUUCUGGGAACCAUGGAGGGCUGUGAACAAUCAGGAAGAUGCUCGAGUUUUAAAGUAUUUCAGAGGAGAACUGACUGGGGAGGGGGUGAUGAGGUGGAGACAGGGAGGCCUGGGAGAGGCUUCUGCGUUAGACUCCAGAGAGUGGGGUGGUUUCCGGACGACUCUAGUGACUUUGGAAGUUGCCGACGUGAAACAAUUCGACUGCCCCCGUUUCUUUUGUGAAGAUGUCUCCCCGCUCAGGAGCAUCAGGGAUUUGCAGUUUGGGUGCGCGGCUAUUGCAGCAGGCAGGUCGCUAGGUAUGAGCAGAGAAGUGGGGGCAGGGGGGCCUGCGUCUUGCAAAUGGCACGGACCCGAAGGCAGAGGAAAGCAGGAACCUCCAGACUGACAGGAAAGCACAGAUCUUGGGUGGGCCAUGUGACCUUUGAGGACGUGGCAGUGUCCUUCUCCCAGGAGGAGUGGGGGCUCCUCGGCGAGGCUCAGAGACUCCUGUACUAUGAUGUCAUGCUGGAGAACCUGUCCCUGGUAGCCUCCCUGGGUUGUUGGCAGGGAGGAGAAGCUGAGAAGUCCAUUUCUAAACAGUGUGUUUCUGUAGAGCAAGUGACACGAGACAGGAAUCCACAGCCAGACCCUUCUAUCUUGAAGACUCUCGCUUCCAGUGUGUGUGCCCUGGUAGAGAAAGAUGUUCUGUACCUGGCUGACACUGUGUUCAGGUACGGAGAGAUUGAGAAGACUUUCCUUGGCAGCCUGGCCUUUCUCCAGCACUAUUCUUCCCACGAUGGACAGCCUCCAUACAGAAGCAGGCAGAGGAGAGAGGUCUCUCACUCUGGGCAAGGACAUUACAAGUGCAGUGUAUGUGGCAAAGCCUUCAGUAAGAAGUACAAAUUCACGGAGCACUGGAGAGUUCACACUGGAGAAAAACCUUAUUUGUGCAGUGACUGUGGGAAGUUCUUUAGACAGAGCUCCAGUCUUAUUCACCAUCGUAAAGUUCACACAGGAGAAAGGCCUUAUGAGUGCUGUAACUGUGGGAAAGUCUUUGUCCACAAAUAUAAACUUUUUGAACACCAGAGAACCCACACUGGAAAAAGACCCUAUGAGUGUACUGAAUGUGGGAAAGCCUUCGCCCGCAAGGAUUCACUUGUCCAGCAUCAAAAAAUCCACGCUGGAGAGAAUCCUCAUAAGUGCAGUGAGUGUGGGAAGUGCUUCCUGUACAGAAAUAACCUUCUUGCUCACCAGAGGAUCCAUACUGGAGAAAAGCCUUAUGGGUGUAGCAAAUGUGGUAAGUCUUUCAUCUUCAAAAUAAGGCUGCUUUAUCACCAGCGAGUCCACACUGGAGAAAAACCUUUUAUGUGCAGUGAAUGUGGGAAAGCCUAUGUCUACAAAGGAAGUCUUGUUGUGCAUAAGAGAAUUCAUACUUUGGAGAAGGCUUAUGGGUGUAACAAAUGUGGAAAAUUGUUUACAACCAGUUUCGCCCUCAACAGACAUGAGAAUAUUCACACUGCACAAAGGCAUUACCAGUGCACUGAAUGUGGGAAAGCUCUCAAUGGCAAAGUUAAACUCGAUGAGCACCAGAGAACCCACACUGGAGAAAAACCCUAUAAGUGUAACAAAUGUGAGAAAGCCUUCAUGCGCAAGGCUACACUUGUUCAACACCAAAAAGUCCACACUGGAGUAAAGCCUUUUAAAUGCAGUGAAUGUGGGAAGCCCUUCACUUACAAAACAAGUCUUGUUGUCCACCAGAGAAUCCAUACUAGAUGAAAGCCUCAUGAGCAUAGUUCUUUGUAGGCAGCUCCAAGUUCAUAAAAAACAGGAAAGUUCACACUUGGGAAGUGCCCUUCUGAACUUAGGCUUGCCUUCAUUCAAGUUAACAUCUGGUAGCACAACUCCUGUGUUGUAGAGUAGGUGGAUGUACAACUUGCGUGGGGUCACUCAACCUUUUCUAAAGUGGUUAAAUCUUUUUACAGUCUCACCAGAAGCACUAAAAUCCAAGUUUCUGUUCUUUCCAUUCUUGCCAACACUUGGUGUGUUUGGGCUUUCUCAUUUCUGUGAUGUCAUAGCUGUAUCCAGCGAUUUGAAGUAGCAUUUUCCUAUUGUCAUGAUGCUGAGUCAUUUUCAAUGUGUUAAUUUCCACCCAUAUAUCAUUAUUGAAAUUGCUGUUCAUAUGAUUUGCCCUCUUAAUUACUGACUUGAUGUUUCUUCAUGGAUUAUUGAUUAAGGUACUCUACUGGAAAUAUUUACCAGUAUUCCUCCAGACUUGGUCAUCUCAGUUCAGUCACAUUUCCAGAGAAAGAGUUUUAUUUUUUUUGGCCAUGCUGCUGGGCAUGAGGGAUCUUAGUACCCCAACCAAGGAUCACACCUGUGCCUCCAACAGUGGGAGCACAGAGUGCUAACCACUGUACCACCUGAGAAUUCCCAAGACACUUUAAUUUUAGUGUAGUUUGUCUGUUUAUUCUUUUACUGAUUAUUCCUUUGGUAUUGUAAAUAAGAAAUGUUUCCCAAAUUUAAAGACAGAAUUUUUCCUAUAUUUCCUUCUGUAACUUUUAAAUUUAGGUUUCUUAAUGAUAUUAAUAAGCCAUCCUCAGUUGAUUUGGAAAGUUAUUUUUUAAAAAAUAUGGAUACCCAAUUGCUGCAGUGACAUUGAUUUAAAAUAGUAUAGCUUAUUUCUUAAAUUGCUUUAGUAUUUUCAUGGAAGGUCAAUCAUGUAUGUGUAUGUCUAUUUCUGGACUUUCUCUUCAGUUGCAUUUAUCCACUUUAUGCCAGUACUUUCAUGUGUUGAAUAAUUUACUUUUAACAAUAAUAUGUCUUGAUCUCAAGGUUGUGCACUCCUUGGACUUUCUUUUUUUUUUUUUUUUCUUGGACUUUCUUUAUCCAAGUUAUUAUGGCCAUUCUUUGUCCUUUGCCUUUCCAUAUGAAGUUUGUUUGGCUGCUUAGCGUAUGGAAUCUUAGUUCUCUGAGCAGGAAUUGAACCUGUACCCUUGGCAAUGGAAGUGCAGAGUUCUAACCACUGCAUUGCCAGGGAAUUCCCCCGUAUGAAGUUUAGAAUCCACUUUUCAAUUUGUGCAUAACAAAAAUUCCCGCUAGAAUUUUGAUUGGGAUUGCAUUUAAUCUUCAGUAUGGUGAUGCAGUGGUAAAGAAUCUGCCUGUCAAUGCAGGGGACCUAAGAGACUUGGGUUCCAUCCCUGGGUUGGGAAUAUCCCCCGGAGUAGGA